Messenger RNA from Penicillium chermesinum, 1248 nucleotides. RefSeq lists its product as uncharacterized. Bases 1 to 1248 code for a protein of 415 amino acids. The record is from RefSeq and is a predicted model, not a curated record. The transcript has a single exon. Lineage: Eukaryota; Fungi; Ascomycota; Eurotiomycetes; Eurotiales; Aspergillaceae.
AUGGCUCGGAUGGGUUUCAUCUGGCCUAAGGACCCCCAACCAGGGAACCCAGAUAGCUGGCCACGACGCUGGCGUUUUACAGAUGUCCUCCACAACAUGGGACCAGACAUCUAUGUCGGGCCAAUUGGGAAAGAGAGAAAGAGAAAGAAAGGGAGAAGGAGAGGGAGAGGACGUCCAGAACAAGGCGUCCCCAAAAUACACUGGGACAUGUGGGACCAAGGCCGAGGAGAGCAAGAUGGCUACCCCCUGCAGGCGACAUAUCCGGGGCCAUUCUAUGCCUGCAAUCAAAGACUUCAUGAACCAGGGCAGCAGAGCCACCCGUGGUUGGGGCCAACCCGCGAAGGCAAGAUAUAUGACUAUCGCCAGCGCAAGUACAUUUUGCCGGAUGAGGGAACAUGGUCAAAAGUGGAAUACUGCGACUUUGAGAACCCACGCAGUUUUCUGCGUCGUCGCCGAGAGGGUCAGCACUGCGUUCCGGUUCAAUACCGUGACAAAAAUGGCAUGAUGUAUCCGGCCUACCAUUGGCAUGAUCUUAUCCAUGGCCGUAAAUGCAGGGAAUUCCCGGCGCAGGAUUCGUCGCCACCUGUUCCUCAUGGUGAUCGUUCUGGCAAUGGCUAUCAUCGGCCGGGUCAUACCUCUCAUCCGCCUGAUGAUCCUCGGCCACCCGGCAAUCGCCGUCCACGCAAUCCUCGCAAUCCGCCUGGCAAUCCUGCGUUUCUUGGUGGUUCCCAGCCACUGAAUUCAGGCUGGCCACAAGCGAAUACUCGUAAUCCGCACCGAAGCUACAGGCCAAGACGAGGCGAAGAUCAUCAUUCUGAUGACAGUGGGCCCACUGGAUCUAUUUACGGGCCAGCCAUGCAUACACAUGACAUGGAAGAGGCCAUCCACGAGAGUCGCAGGAGUAGUACUGCGAAUAUCCUAUGGUCACAGUCGACUGCUCCUGCGAUUGCCCAGACGGCGCCACGUCAUGCCCCUGAUCCGUUCGCACCCUUUGACCCCAGCAGCCUCUAUCCAAGCCAAGGAUCGAGCAAUAAUGGUUUCAGAUUUCCAGUUUCCUCGCCUGGGCCUAGUCCACGUUUCCGGUCUCUGCCUACUCAACAUGGCAACUUCGACGACUUCACUGGCAAUGAAGCAAGUGAGGAUUUCCCAGGCCAUGACAGACGGGGAAGACGACGUUCGAUUAAAGUUCAACCGGAAUGCCGCACCAAGCCAGCCGCCCGGUCAAGAGCGUGGCUCUGGGGCCAUUGA